Messenger RNA from Hypomesus transpacificus, 3154 nucleotides. It is a transcript of the gene map3k12, whose product is annotated as mitogen-activated protein kinase kinase kinase 12. Gene Ontology annotation, biological process: JNK cascade; protein autophosphorylation. Gene Ontology annotation, molecular function: ATP binding; JUN kinase kinase kinase activity. The transcript is spliced from 14 exons. The record is from RefSeq and is a predicted model, not a curated record. NCBI's taxonomy places the organism in Eukaryota, Metazoa, Chordata, Actinopteri, Osmeriformes, Osmeridae. Bases 137 to 3031 code for a protein of 964 amino acids.
AUUGUUCAUUAUUACUGCAUGUAGAAAGCUGAGCCCACCCCUCACUUGAAUACGCGACAUCAAACAGGCAGAAAGGCCUCCCCCUCUCCCUCUCAACUUCCAUCCCGCUGGGACUGUUGUGUUGGGGAACCCCCUGAUGAGUGGAACCUGCAUCCAUGAGCCCCGUGCCCCCUCCCCAUCCCUUUCAGGCUUUAGCACACCCAUAUCAGAGCCCCCUUAUUGCAGGCUAGAUGCCGACACCCCAGCCUGCACUCCUGAAACUGACCUGACCCCCACCCAGUGUGUCCUCCGCAAUGUGCUGUCUAUCGAUACAGGGGGACAGAGUAGCCCAGCAGGGGGGGGAGGAUGCCCUCACACCUGUGGUAACAGCUCCACCCCCAGCGAUGGCCCCCCCGCCCACUUUGACAACAGCGUGCUCAAACUGCAUGAGCAUGAGGCUUGCCAGUGUGGGGGUGGGGCAGAGGCUGGCCUCAGCUCAGAGGCCGGGGCUGUUCGUGGCCAAUCAGACAACAUCCGACUUCAGUCAGGAAGUGGAGGUUUUCUAGAGGGACUGUUUGGCUGCCUGAAGCCAGUCUGGACGAUGAUUGGGAAGGCCUACUCAACUGAACAUAAGCAUAAUCAGGAAGAAUCCUGGGAGGUUCCAUUUGAGGAGAUAUCUGACCUGCAGUGGGUGGGCAGUGGUGCACAGGGCGCUGUAUUCCUGGGCAAGUUUCACGGAGAGGAUGUAGCCGUGAAGAAAGUGCGGGACAUCAAAGAGACAGAGAUAAAACACCUUCGCAAACUUAAGCAUCCCAACAUCAUCACUUUCAAGGGUAUCUGCACCCAGGCCCCCUGCUACUGUAUUCUGAUGGAGUACUGUGCUCAGGGCCAGCUGUAUGAGGUGCUACGGGCUGGCCGUAAGAUCACCCCCUCUCUCAUGGUGGAUUGGUCAAUGGGCAUCGCCGGGGGCAUGAACUACCUGCACCUCCACAAAAUAAUUCACCGAGACCUCAAGUCCCCCAACAUGCUGAUCACUCAUGAUGAUCUGGUGAAGAUCUCAGACUUUGGAACUUCCAAGGAGCUCAGUGACAAGAGCACCAAGAUGUCCUUUGCUGGUACGGUGGCUUGGAUGGCCCCUGAGGUCAUACGGAAUGAGCCGGUCUCAGAGAAGGUGGACAUCUGGUCGUUUGGGGUGGUGCUGUGGGAGAUGUUGACAGGAGAGGUCCCCUACAAAGAUGUGGACUCCUCUGCUAUCAUCUGGGGUGUGGGCAACAACAGCCUCCAGCUGCCUAUACCUGAGAGCUGCCCUGAUGGCUUCAAGAUCCUCCUGAGGCAGUGUUGGAACUGUAAACCCAGAAAUAGACCCUCCUUCCGUCAGAUCCUCCUUCAUCUGGAUAUAGCAUCGGCUGAUGUACUCUCAACACCUCAAGAGACUUACUUCAAGUCUCAGGCUGAGUGGCGGGAGGAGGUGAAGCAACACUUUGAGAAGAUUAAGUCUGAGGGCACCUGUCUGCACCGACUGGAUGAGGAACUGAUCAACCGCCGCAGGGAAGAACUCAGGCAUGCUCUGGACAUCCGUGAGCACUAUGAGCGGAAGCUGGAGAGGGCCAACAACCUCUACAUGGAACUAAAUGCAGUCAUGCUGCAGCUGGAGCUCAAAGAGAGAGAGCUGCAGAGGAGGGAGCAGUCUUUGGAUAAGAAGUAUCCAGGACUGUUCAAGCACCACAGCUCAAGACAAAGCAGCUCUUCCAAUUCCAUGGACAAGCUCAUUAAGAAGCGAAAUGUUCCACAGAAACUGCCCUCUGGAAAGAGACCAGAUAUCCUCAAGCCUGAGGUGAUCAUCCCCAAGAUGGACUCCUCUGUAACGCAGGUCACCAUCCCAUCCAGCUCCAACAGGGCCUCUACCUCCCCCAGCCGCUCUCGCAGGGUGAAGACCCGCCACCGCAAACCUGGCAAGGGCAGCAGCGGGGACCUAGCAGGGCUGAAGGCCACCCAGUCCUCUCCAAAUGGAGACACAUCCACUCAGGCCAACAGCUCUUCUACAGGGCCUUCUACGCAACUCCUGGAUCCCAGUGCAGCUCUGCGGUGCCUGAGCCACGAGCAGCAGACAAGGCACCUCUCCUCUUCCAGCCCGGACCUCAUCUCCAGCACUCUGGAGGCGGAUUGCCAAAGGAAGGGGGACAUUACUGUGGGGGGGUUGGAGAAGGGAGGCAGCCUCAGUGCUUCCGCAGGUCUGGGAUCUGAGGGUGGGGCGGUCGGUCUGGAUGACUUCACAGAGACCCCGCCGCGCAGUGAUACGCCCAGUGAGGAUGCAGCCUCUUUCCCCUUCUCCAGCAGCCCUGACUCACCUUGUGGGAGGGGGGCUGCGGCGGGCAGGGGGUCUGUUCUAGGUUCACCUCGCCUGCCCCACGAUGGAGAGGACAAAGAUGACGGAGCAGGGUCUGUGAGGUUGCCCCGAGGAGCAUCAGGAGGCAUUGGGAGUCAACACCUCACCCCUUCAGCCAUACUCUACCGGGCAGCUAUUACACGGAAACAGAGGCGGGGGGUGUCAUCAGAAGAGGAGGAGGGGGAAGUUGACAGUGAGGUGGAGUUGCCACGGAGACGACGUCCGACCAGCAUCAUCAAGUGCCAGUCGGUGUCUACUUUCAGCUCCGAGAACCUGUCUGUCUCAGAUGGCGAGGAGGGCCACACUACUGACCACUCCCACAGUGGAACGCCUGACGUGGUCAGCACCAACACAGACGACCGCCUAGACGACCGCAGCGAUGACCUCUUGUCUCAGGGGUCAGAGAUCCCGGCAGACAACACUGACCCGGCGCAGGCUUCUGACGGCCUGUCAGAAAGAGAGGGAGGCCUGGGCCAAGCCAAGGCUCAGCUGGACGCAGGACAGAAUCCUAAUGAGAGUCGGGUGCUGUGUGAUGACUCGGACUGCGACAGUGCCGAGCUCGACCAGUCAGGAAGUGGAGAACCCAGUGGUCCACCCAGCGCUGGGGCCUGGGCUCCAUGUGGAACCCAACCCGAGCCGUCACAAGGGUCCCCUCAGGGGCCUUAAACAGGCCCCACAUAGGUCCAACCCCUGGACAGUAGAACAGAUCAGAACUACAGCUACCUUAUCAUGAAGAACCAUCACAGAGCCUACUGAACACGCAGUCUAUCAAUGCAGGACAUGACUGAU